AUGACCGAGCUGAUGGUUGAGAUGGACAGAGCUCAGAGCAGAGACCAGACCUCUGGUCAGGCAUGGCAGAUGCCGGACAUCGCCAUGAUGCCUCAUUGCAAGUCUUGCAAGCAGCAAGGAUGCAUGCACUUUCGACGAGGGUUUACCCACUUGCUUGCCCUGAAUCAGGGAUGCCCUACUCCAACUUUGGGAACAGACAAGAGCAUCGACGAAUCAGCGCCCAGCCAUGAUAUUGACGUUUUGAUCCCGUCCUCCUGCCCCUGUCAUGGCUGCAACGAAACUAUUAUACGAGCCGACGUGAACAGGGGUAACGAGAAGAGCCUUACCUACAACUUUGUUCCCCGGACUAGCGAGUGGAAGGCGGAGCCCUCAAGGUAUCGCUACAAGAGAGACACGGAGCUCGUCAUAGGCUGCACGGGAAGGCAUCGCAUCAUUGAGUCCCCCAAGGCUGGUCGAUACGCUCAGCUCUGGUGCCGCACCUGCUGCAACUGUGAGGCUACGGGGAGGCCCAUAGGGAACCUUGUUGGAUGUGCCAACGCGGCUCACUGGCACACGGUAACGAACAGGAGCUACCACGAAAAGACCCCAUUCCAUCAGCUCGCCAACAACCUCCUGCAGUCCUCGUACAACGAGGCCCUCCAGUCCGGCAUGCCCUUCGAGAAGGCCAUCGGGCCCAUCGGCAUCGCCUACUAUCGUAACGGUAUAGACCAGCGAGGGAUCGAGACGUCAAAGACCAAGUACAUACCCGAGAAGCCCCUUCAGACUAGUCUGUUCAGUGCUGAAGCACUGGGUGGACACUCACACUUGUUCAGUGAUCACCUGGAGAACAGGAUCGGCAUGAAACGAGAUCGGGGGAUUUUCGAUGCAGAGAUUGCCAUGACGCCAAACGCAAUGCUCACUCCACCCCUCUACUACUUUGAUAACAAGACUUGUCAGUGGAAGAUCAACUCAGCGUCAGACUUGAGAAGACAGUUUGCUUACGAGAGUCCCUUCGGAGCUUCACGGAGCAGAUCGCAUCCUAUAAGGGGCUCCAGCAUGGCCAUCUCUGCCAUGCCGCAGAUGUCUGUAGCUGACCUCGGUUCUUCGAGCAUAAUGGCGUCUGGAUUCCCGUCCAAGGCUCUAGCUUCUCCCAUCCAACGUCCAUUCCCCGGCAGCAAUGCUGAGCUCUCCAUGCUCGGCGGCUCGUUCUCCCUCACUGAGGGUAUCGCCUCGUCUAUCAACGGGCUCAGUGGCAAAGGACAGAGCACAGCCCGUCAGGCCGAGUCUUGUCCAUUCCUGGAGGAGCCUAAGGGCAACCUAUGGGAUCUUCCAGACAUCUUAACCACGGGAGGAAGAGUUUCCGGGAGCUGCUUCUAG
Messenger RNA from Guillardia theta CCMP2712, 1356 nucleotides. RefSeq lists its product as hypothetical. The coding region runs from base 1 to 1356 and encodes 451 amino acids. The transcript has 8 exons. The record is from RefSeq and is a predicted model, not a curated record. Lineage: Eukaryota; Cryptophyceae; Pyrenomonadales; Geminigeraceae.